CUUAUUUUAUAAAACGACUCUUCAAUCAAGUAUAAUAUUUUGAUGCUCGUUGGCAUCUAAACCCUUUGCGUUCCCACUAUGCCAGCAGCGACCGUAGAUCAUAGCCAAAGAAUUUGUGAAGUUUGGGCUUGCAACCUGGAUGACGAGAUGAAGAAAAUUCGUCAAGUUAUAUGGAAGUAUAAUUAUGUUGCCAUGGACACUGAGUUUCCAGGUGUGGUUGCAAGACCCAUUGGAGAAUUCAGAAGUAAUGCUGGCUAUCAGUACCAACUUUUGAGAUGUAAUGUAGACUUGCUAAAGAUAAUUCAGCUUGGAUUGACAUUUAUGAAUGAGCAAGGGGAAUACCCUCCAGGAACCUCUACAUGGCAAUUCAACUUCAAGUUUCAUUUAACGGAGGACAUGUAUGCCCAGGACUCCAUUGAGCUUCUGACAACGUCAGGGAUCCAGUUUAAAAAGCAUGAGGAAGAAGGAAUUGAGACACAGUAUUUCGCAGAACUUCUCAUGACAUCUGGUGUUGUGUUGUGUGAGGGGGUCAAGUGGCUUUCAUUUCACAGUGGCUAUGACUUUGGCUAUUUGAUCAAAAUCCUGACCAACUCUAACCUACCUGAAGAAGAGCUGGACUUCUUUGAGAUCCUGCCAUUGUUCUUCCCAGUCAUCUAUGAUGUCAAGUACCUCAUGAAGAGCUGCGAGAACCUCAAGGGUGGACUGCAGGAAGUGGCUGAGCAACUUGAGUUGGAGCGGAUAGGCCCACAGCACCAGGCAGGAUCCGAUUCCUUACUGACAGGAAUGGCCUUUUUCAAAAUGAGAGAAAUGUUCUUUGAAGAUCAUAUCGACGAUGCCAAGUAUUGUGGACACCUGUACGGCCUUGGUUCGGGCUCCUCCUAUGUGCAGAAUGGUACGGGGAAUGCUUAUGAAGAGGAGGCCAGCAAGCAGUCAUGACAUGAAAUGGAUGGACAAGAGGCCUUGGUGUUUGGAGCUACACAUGUGCUUGUAUAUAGGUUUUAUCUCCAGUUAAAUCCCUUGGACAGUAGACAAUAAGGCUUUUUCUUUUUUUACCCUGCCUUCUCAAACCGUUUUCUCUUUUGUCUUUCAGUACUAAUUAUGACCAUUCCUUCCACAGAUCCUGAUAAGUAGAAGAGUCUUCAGGUUAAAUUUGGCUGUGUAAUUAAUCCAUCUGUUAGCAAGCAUGUGUGGCCAAGGGGAACAUCCGUAUCAUACUCAAUCUUUUGGUAAACAUAUCUAGUUGGUCUUAGUUUGUACCCCACACCUCUUCCCCCAUUCCCAGAUUACCAAGCACUGACUGUAAUUUAUUGCCCUGUUUCAUGUCUGUCCCUUCCAGUAUGCAAGAGUUUUAGCUAUUUGAGAUUGUGGACCAUCAAUUUUGCACUUUAGAGAGUGACUCGGAUCCACCGUUUUAGCAGAAGUUUGGGUUUUCCUUGCUGUUAGCCUGAAAGUUGAUCAUUUGCCAGUUUUACACAGCACUCUCUUGUUUUGGACCCACGGAACAGAGUCAAUUUACUGUGCUGCAAAAUGUUGACUCGGCAAAGUUCUCCCACAAGGGAAGAGGGGCUCCUGAAGAGUCAAGCCCGGCUCGCUGUCUGUCCCUGGGGCUUCAUGAACCCUGCUCACCGGGUCUGCUGGGUUUCGGAUCGGUCUCUGAAUGGGCUUUGGGACUGAAGAAGUGCUUUGUGGCGGCUUUCCACCUGUGUGCCAGAGCUGCCAGCACCCCUGUGGCGCGGCUGCGCCUCUGCCUUGGUCCCCUUCCUCGCUGGCUCCCUCCCAGCCCCCCAGCUGUCCCUCACCCCUCCCCUGUGAUAGAGUCAUAUUUACCGAGCCCUUGUUUUGGCGACUCCACAAGUCAGUAAGUCCAAAGAGAGCAAGUCACCUUAGGUAUGUCUUAUACCAAAUUAAAU
Messenger RNA from Gracilinanus agilis (Agile Gracile Mouse Opossum), 1910 nucleotides. RefSeq names its product CCR4-NOT transcription complex subunit 7-like. The record is from RefSeq and is a predicted model, not a curated record. Lineage: Eukaryota; Metazoa; Chordata; Mammalia; Didelphimorphia; Didelphidae. Gene Ontology annotation, molecular function: nucleic acid binding; poly(A)-specific ribonuclease activity. Gene Ontology annotation, cellular component: P-body; CCR4-NOT core complex; CCR4-NOT complex.